Molecule: messenger RNA, 2694 nt
Organism: Symbiodinium pilosum
Lineage: Eukaryota; Dinophyceae; Suessiales; Symbiodiniaceae
Source: the annotation of a GenBank genome assembly
AUGCAGCUUUUGCACUGGCUGACAGAUGAAGAGUUAACGCCAAACACCAUCAGUUGCAACUCUGCGCUCAGUGCUUGUAGUGCAAGCGGGAAUUGGCAGAUUGCUCUGCACGUGCUCAGAGGCAUGAGCGAUGCAAAUGCUCAACCCGACCAAAUUAGCUGCAAUGCAGCUCUCAAUGCAUGUCGAACUGCAGGUGAGUGGCUACCAGCCUUGAGCUUAUUGCAGGAAAUGCCACGCAUGAGGGUGGCACCCGAUGAGAUCACGUACAACUGCGUCAUAAGCUCAUGUGAGAAGACAGCAAACUGGCGAGUCGCCUUAGAUUUACUUGGGGCAAUGCAAACCUCAGAAUUGCAGCUAGGCACCGUGGCUGCCAGCUCGGCGAUGAGCGCAUGCCGUGCAAGUGGGCGUUGGCAGGAUGCUCUUUGGUUGUCUCAAGUGAUGGCUGAUAGUUUCGUCCAAGCAGAUCAGAUCAGCAUGACCACCCUCAUUGGAGCUUGUGACAAUGGCGGGCGCUGGCCAGUUGCUCUUCACAUCUUCCAACAGCGAGACCUUCCAGAUUUCGACAUUGCGUUUGCCAGCGCUGCCAUCAAGGCUUGCUCGACGAGAGGCCAGUGGCUUGAAUCUUUCCAGCUCUUCCAGGACAUGUUGGACGCAAGCAGGAAACCUGAUCUUCUUUGCUACACAAUGCUUGUUCAUGGAUACGGAAAGGGCAGCCAGGUGAUGCUUGCAUCUGAGCUGUUGCAAGAGUUGCCAAAGCGCUCGCUGACCCCCGAUGCAGCUGUUUACAACUCGGUGAUCGGUGCCUGUGCAGGCCAGAGUUGGCAGCAAGCUUGUGCUUUACUUACUGAGAUGCAGCAAGCAAUCUGCCAGCCAAACAAGCUAACGUGGACGACCCUGUUGGCAGCAGUGCAAGAGGAAGGACAGUGGCAUGCGGCGAUUGAAAUCCUACGUCAGAUGGUGGCGGCUCAAACGGCCCCAGAUGCAGCGUCUUACCGAGGCGUCAUGGAGUCAAUCGCAACAAUCGCAACCUGGCCGCGAGCACCAUGUGAUGAUGCCAAGGAUCCCACAAGCGGAUGGCAACUUGCGGCACAGCUGAUUUCGGAUGCGUUUGAAGCUCAUUCAGUAGAUGCUGCUUUGGCCGAUGUGGCCAUGCGUGAGGUUUCGAUUGAAGCGGAUGGACUAGCUAGCCACGUAAUAGUUGGUGCCCUGAGCGAAAGUGUCGGGCUUGUUCCAAAGGUUACGGCCUUUAAUGGAGUUAUCCAUGCGGCUGAUAAGGCUGGAGAGUGGAAGCUUGCAGCCCAUGUGUUGGCGGCCAUGCCGCAGACCAGUGUGAACAGCCCAACAAAAGUUGGGCAGCUUGUGUACCAGAUUUGCAAAAACGGAGUCAGUGCCUUGGAUGACCUGCCAGCACUGACGACGGCAGAGGCCUCGCAAGUGGUCUGGCGCUUGGCGAAGCUUUCGAGAUUGGGCUUGCCUUCAUCCUUGGCAUCGUCUCCUCUGCACGCGGCUGCGAUUGCAGAGGCGGUGGUGGCGGCCGAGGGCGCCGACGCAUUUGACUUGCAGGAACUGAGCGCAGUGCUUUGGUCGCUUGCCCGCCUUGGUGUUUUGGAUGCAUCACUGGUGCUGAAGUUGAGCCAAAGAUGCACCAGACAGAUGGCCAUUGGAGGAGCACGGGGUCUCAAUAUCCGAAGCAUGGCAAAUUUGGCAUGGGCCUUGUCAUCAUUGCCUGGUACAGAUGCAGCUGGCACCUUUGGCCAACUUCAGAAUGAACUUGCUCAUCGAGCCGUUCACCUGCCGACUGAAUCCAUGUCGCAGGCGUCAUGGAUAGAGUUUGCCACAGCGGCAUUUGCCAUCCUCUAUGCUGCAGAUUUUGCAGGCCAGCUAUUGCCAAAUGCUGCUCGCGCCGUACGGUCAGUGCUUGUCGGCCAUGGACGACUCCUACCACUCGAGGAUCCCUGGGUUGACAGGAUUGACCAGGGGCGCGAGCCUUGGGAGCCUUGGGCACAGGAGGCUUCAGGCAUCCUGCUGAUCCGGAAGCCGCCCCACUGGCAGGUGGAUGAGCGAGAUGCAAUUCACGAUGCGGAGCAGUUCUCGGACGAUCGUGGACUGCUCUCUGGCUUCGUGCAGUCGGUCCGGCCAAGCCGCCAGCGGCCCAUCCUGGGGCGGCCCGACCACCAGCGAGGAUUCCUGCAUCGCCUCGAUGUGCCCAGCUCGGGCUUGAUUCUGACGGCCACCUCUUUCGAAACGUUCUACGAUCUUAAGUUCCAGCUGGCUACUGGGCUGUUGACCCGGGCAUACAUAAUCUUGUGCCACGGGCUGUUGAACUUCUCCAGAACCAGAAUUCGUUCUCCCAUAAACUGGUUAUCUUAUGGCCCGGAGUCAAACAGACGGAGCUUGGUGCAAGACAGCGGAAGGCCUUCACAGACUCGUACGAAAUCGCUAGCUCGAGCAUUCCACGGCCAGAGGGCUUUCACCUUGGUUCGCGUGCAGAUUAUGACUGGCCGACGACACCAAAUACGGGUUCACAGCUGCUACAUUGGGCACCCCACGCUGACAGAUGGGAAGUACACGUCUAGAAGCACUUACGCUGAGGACACCGAUUGGUGUCCAAGAAACUUCUUGCACCGGCACAAGCUUGUUUUUGAAGUUGCCGGCAGCGAGUUCCAGGCUACCGAGGACCUCGGCACAAGUUGA